Messenger RNA from Python bivittatus (Burmese python), 2150 nucleotides. NCBI's taxonomy places the organism in Eukaryota, Metazoa, Chordata, Lepidosauria, Squamata, Pythonidae. The record is from RefSeq and is a predicted model, not a curated record.
GGUAUCCCACAGUCACGUGGGAACCACAAGGAGGAGGAUGUUGUGAUCAGAUAAUUUAAGAGGUUGUAGGGACUGGCUGAAAGCUUUUUGACCCAAGAAAACAUGAGAGCAGAUUGCAUCCACCUUUCCAUACAUGCCACAUGUAGAUAGUAUUAAAUGUCAUGAUUCUUACUUCAGAUUGAACAUUUGUUAAAUUGUGCUAUGAGGCUGCAGUGCCAUUCAAUGUUUAUUGGCAUGCGGGGGUUAUACUGAGAAAGUACCAAUUAUUUAUCCAUAGGAUUGGUUGGUUGAUUAAUUAAUUAUUUUUCCUUUUUGGUUUCAGAAUCAUAACUAUGGAUGCUAUACAAACUGCAAAUACGGCUUUUGCGGUUGAUCUGUUCAAAAAACUGUGUGAAAUGGACAAAACUGCUAAUGUUAUUUUUGCUCCACUUUGUACAUCAACUUCUCUUGCUCUAGCAUAUAAAGCAGCUAAGGGUGACACAGCAACCCAAAUGAAACAGGGACUCCAUCUAGAAGAUGUCAAAGAUAUUCCAUUUGGAUUCCAGACAAUAACAUCCGAUACUUCCAAACUUAGCUCAUUUUACUCAUUAAAAAUGAUUAAGCGGCUCUAUGUAGAAAAAUCUCUUAAUCCUACAACGGAAUUUAUCAGUUCGGUCAAAAGACCCUUCCCAUCAGAAUUUGAAGUAGUAGAUUUUAAAGACAAGGCAGAAGACACCAGGCUGCAAAUCAACAAAUCUGUUUCCGAUCUUACUGAUGGUAAAAUGGAGAAUGUUUUAAUUGAGGAGAGUGUCAAUGACCAGACCAAGAUCAUCCUGAUAAAUGCAGCCUAUUUUAUAACAAACUGGAUGAAGAUGUUUCCUGAGGGGCAAACCAAGGAAUGUCCAUUCAGAAUAAGCAAGACGGAAACCAAACCUGUGCAGAUGAUGAACCUGGAAGCUACAUUAUGCUUGGGCUACAUAAACGAUUUAAAAACCAAAAUUCUGGAACUCCCAUGUCAUAAUAAACAUAUAAGCAUGCUUAUCUUACUACCUAAAGAUAUAGAGGAUGAUACAACUGGAUUGGAGCAGCUUGAGAAGGAGCUCACCCCUGAGAAGCUGGUACAGUGGACCAAUCCUAGCGUGAUGGCCAACAGUAAAGUUAAUGUAUUUCUCCCCAAAUUCAAAGCGGAAAGUGAAUAUGACUUCAAACCAAUUUUAGAAAGCCUUGGUAUGACUCACAUGUUUGAUGAGGAUGCAUCAGAUUUCUCUGAAAUGUCAGAGUCCAAAGGCACUGUUCUUUCCAAGGUCAUUCACAAAGUCUCUCUGGAAGUAACUGAAGAAGGAGCAGAGUCUCGAGAUAUUCCUGGAUACCGGAUCCUCCAACACAAAGAUGAAUUUAAUGCUGAUCAUCCUUUUCUUUACUUGUUUAAGCACAACAAAACUCGCAGUAUUGUAUUUGCUGGUAGGUUCUGUUCUCCUUAAACAGAAUAGCUCAUAACAACAAAAACAAACAAACAACCCCCCCCACCAAACCUGUUACCACCAUUUAUGACCUAUUCAAAAGUAAUCUAAGCAAGUUCCCCUGUUAAUGAAGUUGUAUAACUUCCCAUUCAAGUGAAUUUACAAAGGAGUGGCCAUAUUAUUAGUUGUAGCAAAAAUAAGUAUAGGGACAUCUAAAAGACUGAAAAAAAUCAUUAUGGCAUAUCCUUUAGUGAACCGUAGUUGAUUUCAUCAAUAGAUACUAUAUACCUAUAGAUGGGAAGAAGGUUUCUUGUUUACACAUGGAGUAAACUUCAGAACAAAUUCAGCAAAAUGUAUCUUUCAUAUGCAGCAAUAAAACAAUAUGUGAAGUUGUAUUAUGUCUGAAAAAUACUGCAGUUCUUUUUAUGCUCACUGGCAAUAUUAAAUUUCAACUUUAUUGAAAUGUUUGACUAGGGCACAGCUCAUAUGAGUUUCUGCAGAUCUUAAAAAAACCCCUGAACUUAAAUAACUAAUUUGUUACCUGAAGAUCAGAAAUUUUAUAUUUGUCUGGACUUCAUUACACUAAUCACAGUUAAUAUGGAUUUUUUUCUUAGUCAAAUUAGUUUAACACUAUGUAACAUUUUCUUUUGGCUGUUUAUUAUUCUUUUGGUGGUUAUUAAUUUAGAUUAUCUUAAUUUGUUCCAAAUAAAG